AUGGCUUCCAUUAUUUCUGUCCUGGUAGGUAUGUCCGCCAUCUUUGGUACAGCUGAGGCCAUCAAGGAAACGCGCUCCAAGGCUCGCCGGAGUGAGCACCGCAGUCGGAAAUGUAAUCUGAUCUUGCACUGCCCGAAGUCUUCACAGUAUAGCCCUCUGCUCGAGAACCGGCGAGUCGUACUCUCUGGUGAUAAGCUCUACAUCGACACCAACACUUGUAUUGACACCCCUUUCGGCCAUCCUUUCGCUGGCUAUUAUCACCCCUACCCAGACACGCCCUACUCGGGCCUAAUCUCCAGUAUCUCAGAUGAUCCCCCUGUAAUGAAUUGGAUCUACGUGGACCGUGAUACGUACGAGCUGAAAUUUGGCGCACGGCCAUACGCGGAACACAACUUCAAAGGGCCUUGGGAUUGUACGCGACAGGAACGGAGACUUACGUUCGGGGGCUGGGAAGGAUUUUGCGUGGUAUUGGAGGAAAGUGGGUUUUGGGGGUUGUAUUUUGAUAUUGAUCAGAAUGCACUGAGUGAGAAGGCGGCUGGGAGAGUGGUAAUUGAGGUUGAGUUGAUACGGGGGGAGAUCAGGGGUGCGCCUAGAGUUAAGAAGGAUGAUGUGGGAGUGGGAAAGGCCGAGCCGGGAGAAGCUGGAAAAGAAGAAAUUGGAAAAGAAGAGAUUGGAAAAGAAGAGGUAGGAAAAGAAGAAGUUGGAAAAGAAGAAGUUGAAAAGGAAGAAGUUGAAAAGUUAGGAGUCAGAAACGGAGAGGGGGAGGUGGAUAAAGUUGAAAUUGAUCAAGAAACUCCAAGGAGGAUCAAGGUCGAUGCAGAGGCUUCUGGGAAUGUAGAAUGUAAGAUGGGAGAAGAUGGGACAGUAGAGGUUGAGAAAGUGAAGUCUGUUGAGUAA
Lachnellula hyalina is the source of this 897-nucleotide messenger RNA. RefSeq lists its product as uncharacterized. Bases 1 to 897 code for a protein of 298 amino acids. The record is from RefSeq and is a predicted model, not a curated record. The transcript is spliced from 2 exons. NCBI's taxonomy places the organism in Eukaryota, Fungi, Ascomycota, Leotiomycetes, Helotiales, Lachnaceae.